Molecule: messenger RNA, 8053 nt
Organism: Amoebophrya sp. A120
Lineage: Eukaryota; Dinophyceae; Syndiniales; Amoebophryaceae
Source: the annotation of a GenBank genome assembly
UUUUGAUUUUGCUAUGCCUAUGCUUAUUUUCCAACAGGUUCUUUAGUUUCACAGGCAUUCGCUAGUAGAAGUGUAGUCAAUUUUAUCGCGCUUCUAGAUUCAAAGUGUAAUCUAAUCGUGACUUCAUUUUCGAAAAGUUUCAACUUUGAGCGAUUUUUGCCAUUGCAUCUUAUACUUAUUUCAUCAGUUCCUAUUAAUUUCUUUUAUUUUUCCUUGUCUUAUUUCAUUCUUUUCUUCAUCUUCGCAGAAGACAAACCCUUUCCGUGCGAAAGAGAAGAUCAACAAGAAGACCACGACUCGCAAGAGCAGAAGACCAGGAAAAACACCGGGAGAAGUAGGGACCAUAAGAAAUACCAACGCCGAGGAGGGUAAAAAAAGCAGCGGGAAAUACCAGCAAGAAGAACACAGCAUCAAGAGCGAAGAUGGCGUCGAUGCGGAAGAACAACAAGUUUUUCGGGAGCAGUAGCUCCGACAGCGACAGCAGCAGCGAUGACAGCAGCUCCGACUCGGAGCAGGAGCAGCAGCAGCAGAAAAUGACGCGCAUGGUCGCGAAGCGCCGGGUUAAUAUCUCUGACUCCGAGGACAGUGACUCGGAUUCUGGCGCGAAGCGAGUCGUCAAGUCCGGGGCGGACAAACGGUAUUUGAAAUGCGACGCUCAUGUCAAUAUUAAACGCUUGCCCUUGCGUUUACGUAUAUCAACUUUAGUAUCGUGUAGCUGCUUUGUCAUCUCGUGUCGCAGGCCACCCUUGGUUAAUAUGUAAUGUCGUGUUCUUGCAGUACAAACGUGAAGGAUUUCAUGUAAAAAAAUCCAUGCAAUCAGAAUCACUAUCACAUCCAAAACAGCGUCGAGAAGAUGAAGCAAGUGGCUUCGAAGAUGCAGAACGCGAAGAAGGUGCUGGACUUUCAGCUGGUGCUCGAGCAAUACGAGGAGCUGUGGAAGCAGGAGGCCGCGUGCCACCGCGCGUCCGCGCCGGUCCCGGACGUGUUCUAUAAGACAAUCGACACUUUAGAGCAGUGGGUGAGCGAGCAACAGGCGGGCAAAAAGGAGAUGAAGAAGGCCAAGGCCAUGCAGCUGACCAAACUGACCAGCAAGUGCCGCAAGCAAAACGGAGAAAUUAGGGACUUGAUCGAGGAAAAGAAGGCUUUGUUUCGCGAGGACCAGAAUGGCAGCUCGGCGGAGGACGGAAGUAGUAACAGCGAAAAUGAGAACGAGGACGAGUCCGGAAGUGAAAGUGACGACGAGUCCAGCGACUCGGAAGGGGAUAGCUCCGGUAUAAUUGGAAGAUAAAGAUUCGCUUUUUUAGGAACGGAUUUCUUUAUGUUUUGGGGUGCUGCUGCUGCAUUUUGAUUUUUGAAGUGUACUUGCCACUUUCUCUUUCUGUCACAAUCAUCUGAAAUUGGAUUGACAGGCCAACAAGGUCGUGUUAUUCCAGGACCAGAUGAAGAGGGGACCACGUGCACGUCGUGUUUGCUGCGUAAAAAAUGAAUGUACAUACAGUAAGAUUAAAAACUAAAACUCCCUCUCUUCAUCGAAAUUUAAAUUUAAAUUCCACAGACGACGACACGGGCAAAUCCGCGAAGAAGCAGCAGGCUCGCGAAGGCGAGCACACCUCGGACACGGACGCGGGCAGUUCCGAUUCGGAUUCGGACUCUUCUAGCGAUAGUUCGAGCUCCGAUAGCGACUCCGACUACGACAGCAGCGACAGCAGUGGGGAGGAGGAUGACAUGGACAUUGGUACAGCAACUCCUGAUUUUUAUCUUUUGGUCAACUACAGCAUGAGAAAGAGCACUUAGCUUUGCCAGUCCUUUGUACUUCUACUAGUAGGUACUUCUGAAGUACUUCUACUAGCCUCUUGACGCGGGCGUCCAGGACGCCCGCUGGGCUAGUAGAUUUAAAAAUAAUUCUAGAGACGGGAAUGCGUUUAGAAGGUUUGGCUUGCAGUCGAGUAGAAUGCGGCUAGAAGGUUGAAAAGCAUAACGCUGCCUGCCCCGAGGAAGAUCGUUGCCGCGCCUGCGCUUGCCCUUGCGGCCUCGCCACUUUGACGCCUUUUGCGGUCCGGCGUCCAGGACGCCGGCCCGCCGUCAGCCCUUUAGCCGCGUUGCCGCGCCUCCCUGCGCUUGCCCUAGCGGCAUCGACGCUUUAACGCCUUUUGCGGUCCGGCGUCCAGGCCGGAAAAUUGAUGACCAAAAGUUUCACUGUUGCCCGACCGGAGGUGGUGGCCAAGGAGCCCCUCGCCGUCACUUUUCUUGCCCAGCCCGGCCGGCCGGGCAAGGAGCUCUUGGCCAUUACUUUUGCCCGCCCGGAAACUGGUGGCAAAAAGUGAUCCCGUCCCGGAGGUGCUCCCGGCCUCCACUUUUGCUCGGCGGGCCCACCGGAAAGUGGUGGCCAAGCUCUUGGCCACCACUUUUGCGCGGCCGGAAAGUGAUGACCAAAAGUUUCAACUUUGCACAGCACGGCCGGAGGUGAUGGCCAAGGAGCCCUUCGCCGUCACUUUUGCCCCGCCCGGCUGGGCAAGGGGCUUCUGCCCAUCACUUUUGCCCGCCCGGAAAGUGGUGGCCAAAGGUGAUCGCUGCGAAGUUCUUGGCCACAACUUUUGCUCGGCCUGCAACAGCCAAAGGUGAUCGCUGCUGGCCAAAGGUGAACAGUUCAUUGGCCAAAGGUGAUCGCUGCUGGCCACAACAGCAGUGGGGAGGAGGAUGACAUGGACAUUGGUACAGCAACUUCUGAUUUUCCUUUGGUUAACUACAGCAAGCAUGACAAAGUAGAUUUGCCAGUCCGUUUGUAGUCGUACUACGAGUACGGAAUUACUAUGUGAUUAGGUAAUAGAAAUAGUCACUUCGUCACUCAAUCUCAUUCGCGACUUUUGAAACACUGUGCAAACCUUUCCGACACAACAACUACAUCUACAGAUGCCAUCCGUGAGAAGCGGCGCCAGCGUUGGUUAAUGACGGACAAGGACUACGCGAAGCUGGAGAAGGAGAAGGAAAAGAAGAAGCGCGACGAAGAGGAGAAGCAGCAGCGCAUGGCCAAGAAGCAGGAGAAGCUCGAGAAGUCGAAGACGAAGCACACGAAUGACCAGAUCGAGGACAACUUGGAAUCUUCUCUGGACAGCAAACUGCUAGAGGAGCAGAAAUUCAAACUCUUCAAGGAGUCUUUCGACGCGAAGUCGUGCCAGCAGGUCGUCGAAACGACGCUCGAGCAUUUGAAGCCCAAUAGCAAGUCCCGUCGUAUGGACGCGCGGGAGAAGGCGCGGAAGACGGCCUACCUGAUCGAGUGCUUACGCAUUGCAAAGAUGUCUGGGUCUGGAAAGUUGUGAUGCUAAUGUCCGAAUGAUACGCAACCUGUAUUAGGGGGCCGCGCAUGACAAGUUUCAUCUGAGCGGCUAUGUCUAGCGUGAACCGCAUGACAAGUGGGCUUUUGCAUGACAGACAAGUGGCACUGUAGCGCACCAAGCAUGACAGAUUGUUCUGUCUUGUCAGCCAAGCAUGACAGACUUGCAUUCUUCCAGACCCAGACAUUUUUGCAGUUGAUAGUGCUGCCAGCAGUUCCAUUUGUUUAACUUGUGCUUGCCGCUGCACCUGCAGUCCGGCCGGCAGCUGCUGGAGAAGAUGGACAGCAAGGGGGGUUUGAUCUGCAACUCCGCGAACUUCAAGUUGUUUCUGCAGCACGCGAGCAAGAAUUUGUUCCCUUUGUUGGAAAAGCUGGUCAGCGAAAAAGAGAACAUGGACAAGGCCAUGCAGGAAUUCUCCACCGGAAAGGGCAUCGAUCGCGAAUCGGUAUUUUUGUGUGUUUUGUUUUGAUGAAAAGCGAGGAAUUAUAAAGCCCAAAUUUGUAUAAAUUCAUCCUUCUUUACCAAUAACAGAUUGAUAUAGAUGUCGAAAUCGAAAAUAAUCCAAAACUCCAGAUCCUGGCGCCAUUCACGAUGCAGAUGCAGUUGCAGAACUUUAUGUCCCUCCUGGACCUCGCUGACCAGAAGUGCUACGAGGCCAUGCAGCACCCGGACGACAGCGCGGACCGGAUCGAGAACAUGAUCCGCUUGGUGCAGCUCUUCUUCGAGACGCUCAGCUUUCUGGAAACCUUCAACAUCAACAAGGUCGAGAAGGCGAGAUUUGCGGCGAGAAUCCAGUCCAGGCUUUUGUCCAACCUUUACUACAACAAACACGAGGAUAUGAGAAUGGUAUAAAAAAUCAUGCUGGAAUCAACAUUUUCAACAUGAACAUUGCUGCUGGCCGAGGCCACGUGGUGCCAUGUAGUCACAAUGAAUUAUGGGAGGCGAGAACCUCCCAUAGAGAUAGAAAUUCUUCUCUAGAUGAAGAAAAAGAUAUCCCAACGUCACGCUAUAGAUUUUCCCCAUCCAUUUGUUCCGACAAAAAAUAAAAAACCAACACCAAGAAGCAUUUCUACAAUGAAGUACACGAAGUUCGAAUUCCUCGAUGUAAUUAAUUGUAAUUACCUACCACCACAGGUCCUCUCCACGAUGAUUCACCUGCAUCCGAAGGCCUACCCGGAAGUCGAGGCGGAGACCAAGUACCCGAACUUCGAUGAAGCAGAUUUCAAGAAGGCCAACCUUCCGUUCACGGAUGCGGAAAUCAGCGAAUUCAUUGCGGAUUUGGAGGAAAAAAUCUCCUCCGUCGAGGACGUGGACGGGACGCGCCGGGAUCUCACCGCGACGCUGUGCCGGGUCUACAACUUGUUCGUCAACGACGAGUAUGUGAAGGCAAGAAAGAUCAUGCACUACCAAGACCUGCAGAAGGAGGUAUAAGUUUUUGAUUGAAGAUGAAAUCGCAUGACAAAUUUUCAUCUCAGCAUGAUGAGAAAUGGAAUUGGUAUAUGCGGAUUCACCUUAAGAGAAAGAUUUGCAAUGCGUGGCUUUGACUGCAUCCAACGCCAACUACACCACCGCACCAGGUGUCCAACCGUGAGGAGCACCAGUUGUCGAGCCGCGAGUACGAACACUCUCUCUACGUGCUCUGGAACCGCUAUGGAUGUGUCAGGAUUGAAAUCGACAAAAUUGAAAUGAUUUGUCAUGCAUAAAAUGCAAGGCAUGAAGUGCCUUUCUUGCCAGGAUGGCAAGGGAGACCGACUGUCAGCCUGUUUAGGGUUUGAAAUAGAGCUGCUAAAGUAGCAUGACAAAAGCAGGCGUCUGUACCCAAACAGCAUGACAAAUUGGAUUCCGGUGCUCGGAAAAUUUGUCAUGCACCGCUUGAAAGUUGGGCUUCCAACUGGUAUCGAUUUUAUGCAUUGCAAGUUAUUUCAACUUUGACGAUUUCAAUCCUGACGCUUUCAUAACCGCGUGAACGCGCAGAUGGGGCUCGCUGCCUUCCGCCAGGGCCACUUUUACGAGGCCCACAUCGCGUUGCUCGAUUUGAACUCGUUUCAGAAGGCCAAGGAACUCCUCUCCCAGGGCGUGACCUUCCAACGCGGCUCGGAUCGGGAUAAGGAGAAGGAGGAACUUAUCCUGAUGAAAAACGUCCCCGCCCCACAAUUGUCAUGCAGAAUUGCAAGGACAGGAACAUUUGUAAUGCGCAUCCCCAAGAGAGGCAUAAUCAAUCGUGUUUUGGCAUUUGUAAUGCUACAAACAGGACAAGGGGACGGCUUUGUAAUGCGGCUGUGCUUGCUAACCAGCACUACUGAAUACAGCGAGAAGCCUGUCAUGCGUGAUUCCCAAAACAUUUGGAUUUGUGUUGCCUUUUCCCUUCUUGACUCUGGUGUGGGGACGUUUUUUCACAGGAUAGAACUCCAGGAGAGGUCCAUCAUCCCCUACCACAUGCAAAUCCCCUUGGACUUGCUGGAGUGCGUCGCGUUGAUCUGCGGACUACUCCUCGAAGUGCCCAACAUGGCGUUUUUGGCGUACGACAAAAACGGCAGGAAACGCUACCAGACGAUUUACAGCAAGCCGUUGAGAACGGCUUUGGAAAAAGCGGAACGGUCCACGGUUCUCACCCCCGCUGAGUCGAUGCGGGAAAGGAUUGUCGAGUCCGCUCGUUUAUCAAAUGCAAAAAUGUCUGGGUCUGGAAGAAUGCAACAUUUGUCAUGCAUAUUUUGCAUGCCCCACGAGGUCUGGGACAGGUUCUGCGAAGUAUCUAUCUUCAUGUCUAUCCUGCAUGACAAACUGCCGCUAAACUUGUUCAAACGUGGACGCCUUUUGGUAAUCAUGCAACGCAAAUUUCUGUACUAUCCAGACUUAGCAUGACAAGUUGCAACCUUCCAGACCCAGACACUUUUGCAAUCCAUACCGUUCUCUGCAGCAGGGCAACUGGAAGAAGGCGUUUGAAAUCUUGGACAACGAUAUCCAGGUGUGCAAAACGCACUCGGAACUGAUGGCGAAGGAGAAGAUUUUCGAGGAAAAACUCCUGCCCGAGGUCAAGCAGCAGGCGGUGCGGAUCUACCUGUGGAACUUCGUGAACAGCUACCAGACCAUUUCGCUGCAGGCGCUCGCGGACAUGUUCGAACUGCCAGUAAUUUCCGUGCGGCAACUGCUGCAUCGCAUGAUCAUCGACCGCAAGCUGGCCCCGCAGAUCGCGCUGGACAGCACAAGCACCUAUUUGGUAAUUAUAGUUUUAUUUCACAUAAUGUCUUAGUAGUACUAGUACAACGACGCAGCUGUCGUCCUCCUGCUUGCUUUUUUUCGAAGCUCGUGGUGUUUUUUUGGCUAUUCCUGCUAGUUUUCUGCAGCGAAAAACAUUGCAGCAUAGAAUUGUUGUCGUAACAAGCAUAGAAGAACUUCCUCUAUGAAACAAAACACGACCUCCACAGGUGAACGAAUCGGGUUCCACCGCAACGUCCCUCCACCAGAAGAUCACCGGCCUGACCUCCGCCAUUGACUUCUCGGUUACGGGCACGGAGAUGCGUCUCGCCCGGGGCAACCCGAAAUUGAUGACGUUGGAAGACCGUCACCAGAACAAGCAGAACAAGAUCGGCCUGCAGUUCUCCAAGCAGAACGACGGGUUGCAGAAGGAAGAGCGGCAGUUUGGCAGCAACCGGGGCGACAUGACCGGGGAAGUUGGGAACAAUUUUGGCCGAGCGAACAACAAGGGGAAGGGCAAGGGAAAAGGUAAGGGCAAGGGCAAGAACAGCGAGAGCCGGUUUUUAUCGAACACAUCACAAUUUAACAAGGGAAAAGGGAAGAAAGGGAUGAAUGGUGAGCGAGACAACAACCGGGCGGAGCAGAGGGGGUGGAAUCUGGGAGUCAGAGCAAAUGCGAUGUGAAGAUAAUUUUUAUCAAGACGAGAUGGAAAACUUUUAUUGCCGCGGGAUUGAUGUGGUCUGCAUGUAGUUCUUGUAGUUAGACUUAGUGCGGAAAAGUUCUAGCAAACGUCGCACCACAGCCAAGUUCUUGUCCACCUCCUGAGCCUGGUAAUUAUACGUACCUUUUGGAAACAAAGAUUUUCCUAUAACUGCAUAUACUGUUUUUUAACUUUGAAUCAUUGAAGACACUUACUCACUCUACUUACUUCACUAAGAACACUCACGAAGAGCCGUCGAUUUCUUCGCUUGGAAAGCUCCAGUACUUCUCAAAAAAGGAAAUAAGAAUCGCAGCAAAACAAUUCUAAUCUAUUACAGCUUGCAUGAACAGCAUCAACAUCUUGAUGUUGAAUAGAACACGCUCACAUUAGAGCGAACAAGAAUUCGCGCAUUCGCUACCUCGAUUUCCUUUCAGGAGGCGCAUGUAGAUUUCAGAUAUAUAAUUCUAACAACUGUCCCACACAGUAGAAGAAAAGAACGAUCAAAGCUAUCGUUGUAUCAUCUGAAGAUUCUUGACGCGAGAAGAGGACCACAGGAGAUGAAGUAAAUGCCAAGAAUAAGGAUAGAUGAGUUUUGGACAACUCCAGAGGAUUGGCAUCAACAUGGAAUUCAAAAUGAGUUCCAGAGGACAGCAGGCUCGGAAUCCGAAUCAAGACGCGCAAACUUGAGGAAGGACGCCGUCCGUCGUGCCGUUUCCUCGUUCUUCGUCAAAUGUGUGACUCGUCCUGGGACAUCGUCAACUCCAAAUUUGCUCAACCUCUCACGAAGUUUCGACGAAAGUUGCUCGUGGAAAUGCAAAACUAAAAA